This is a messenger RNA of Metarhizium robertsii ARSEF 23, 231 nucleotides long. RefSeq lists its product as uncharacterized. The record is from RefSeq and is a predicted model, not a curated record. Lineage: Eukaryota; Fungi; Ascomycota; Sordariomycetes; Hypocreales; Clavicipitaceae. The coding region runs from base 1 to 231 and encodes 76 amino acids. The transcript is spliced from 2 exons.
AUGAAGAUUUCAGUUCCCCUAGUAACUUUGUUUAUUGGACUAGUUGCGGCUAGGCCACUCGACGUCGAUGCGCCGCCCCAAGAGUUGCCGCCUGUUGAUAAUCUCCUACCGCGCCCUGACGAAACUCCGAAUUUCAAUCUUGAGAAGGCGAACCGAGAAGCCUGCCGGCAACUUAUGCAAAUGAAUGGUGCGGCUGAGGCUGCAACCAAGUUUUGUGGUCAGUUCCAGUAA